AUGUCUGGAGGCACGAUCAUGGAUACAAUGACCUCGCUUCCUCAUCAGAAUGACCAAAAUGUUAUUCGUCACCUCACAAAUCUCGUGAAGUCGCCCGUAUCCGGCGAUGAUGACAUUAAGAAGAAGGAAGAUUCUAUCAUGGAAUUGGGUAACAUUUUGGCGCAGAACAAGCAGACUGAGGAACUUCGAAAAAUGAUCGAGCAAACAAGACCAUUCUUAGUUUCGCUAGGAAAAGCUAAAGCUGCCAAACUUGUCCGAGAUCUUGUUGACUUGUGCCUCAAAAUUGAUGAUCAAGACGGUGAUAUCAAAGUUGGUCUUGUAAAGGAGUGCAUCCAAUGGGCAACUGAACAGAAUCGUACUUUCCUUCGACAAACUCUGACUGCUCGACUUGUUCGUCUCUACAAUGAUCUGCAGAGAUAUACACAAGCUCUGCCACUCGCCGCAGAUUUGAUUCGAGAGUUGAAAAAAGUGGAUGAUAAGGAUGUUCUUGUGGAAGUAGAGCUUGAAGAGAGCAAAGCUUAUUACAAUCUGGCUAACAUUGGACGAGCACGAGCUUCUCUCACUGGUGCACGCACUACUGCCAACGCCAUUUAUGUCAAUCCACGUAUGCAAGCAGCUCUUGAUCUUCAGUCCGGAAUCCUUCACGCUGCCGAUGAAAAAGAUUUCAAAACUGCGUUCUCAUAUUUCUACGAAGCAUUCGAGGGGUAUGAUUCGGUGGAUGAGAAGAGUGCUGCUCUUACUGCUUUGAAAUAUAUGCUCCUGUGCAAGGUAAUGUUGGAUGUACCAGAUGAAGUGAACAGUCUUCUCUCUGCAAAACUUGCUCUCAAGUACAGUGGAUCCGACUUGGAAGCGAUGAAAGCAAUCGCCGCUGCAGCACAAAAAAGAUCUCUCAAAGACUUUCAAGUUGCGUUUGGUUCAUUUCCACAAGAAUUACAAAUGGACCCAGUUGUUCGAAAACAUUUCCAUUCAUUGAGUGAGAGAAUGCUCGAAAAAGACUUAUGUCGUAUUAUUGAGCCCUACUCAUUUGUUCAAAUCGAUCAUGUCGCCCAACAAAUCGGAAUCGAUAGAUCCAAGGUAGAGAAAAAACUCUCACAAAUGAUUCUCGAUCAGAAGCUUUCGGGCUCACUUGAUCAAGGAGAGGGAAUGCUGAUCGUGUUCGAUAUCGUAACUCCUGACGAAGCUUACCAGACAGCAUUGGACACUAUUCAUGCAAUGGGGGAAGUUGUUGACGCACUUUACAGUAACGCUUCCAAAAUCAAUUAA
Messenger RNA from Caenorhabditis remanei, 1263 nucleotides. RefSeq lists its product as uncharacterized. Bases 1 to 1263 code for a protein of 420 amino acids. Gene Ontology annotation, cellular component: proteasome regulatory particle, lid subcomplex. Gene Ontology annotation, molecular function: structural molecule activity. The record is from RefSeq and is a predicted model, not a curated record. Gene Ontology annotation, biological process: ubiquitin-dependent protein catabolic process. The transcript is spliced from 5 exons. Lineage: Eukaryota; Metazoa; Nematoda; Chromadorea; Rhabditida; Rhabditidae.